Molecule: messenger RNA, 9019 nt
Organism: Mobula hypostoma (lesser devil ray)
Lineage: Eukaryota; Metazoa; Chordata; Chondrichthyes; Myliobatiformes; Myliobatidae
Gene: cyb561
Product: transmembrane ascorbate-dependent reductase CYB561
Exons: 6
Coding region: 336-1106 (256 amino acids)
Cellular component (GO): lysosomal membrane
Molecular function (GO): oxidoreductase activity
Source: RefSeq, a predicted model, not a curated record
CUGGGUCAGUGCGAGUCUCCGGGAGUUUGCAACCGGAUCUACUUGAGAAAAAGUGUAUGCUUUCUUAAAGAUAUCUUGCACAGAUUAUGCUGUUCAUAUGGGAAUGGCACAUUCAGAUUAACUUUUUGAACACGCCCGGGUGCGGGACAAACGUCACACAGUGUUGAUUUCACACGCCUGUUUACUUUUUUUGUGAGGCUUUGAUGUGGCAUAUCUGAACCGGAGAGGCUGUCUCCACUUUGCUUCUAGUUCAAACGUUCUCGGGCGUCCUGUUAACCUCAAGAGCUGUGCGUCAAAACUGCAAAGUCAAGGCCUGUGGACUCGAGAAGCCUGGGAUGGAAGCCAACUCGGUGGAGGGAUGUUGCAGAGGCCGACUGCACUGGUUGGUAGCUGGGACCCAGAUCCUUGGGCUGGCUUCAGUGAUCAUGACUGGUGUAUGGCUAGGUCACUAUCAAGGAGGCUUUGCAUGGGAUGGAACUGCUAACCAAUUCAAUGUCCACCCUCUGUGCAUGGUGAUUGGAAUGGUCUUCCUCUAUGGAGAUGCAAUCCUGGUGUACAGAACACUCAGAAACGAGGGUAAAACCACACUGAAGCUGCUUCAUGCAUUCAUCCAUCUGAUUGCACUAGUGGCCAUCAUUGUAGGUGCAGUCGCUGUGUUUGAUUUCCAUGCAGCGAACAAUAUCCCCGACCUGUACAGCCUUCACAGCUGGUGUGGCCUCUCCAUCAUCAUUCUCUUCUGCUUACAGUGGGUUAUGGGACUGGCCUUCUUCCUGUUUCCUGGCGUGACCUACUCACUGCGAACUAUCUACUACCCCUUCCACGUGUACUUUGGACUGGCACUUUUUAUUCUGUCUAUUGGCACUUGCCUGAUCGGGAUCACAGAGAAGCUGUUCUUUUCUGUCAGAGACACAUACUCUAAGUUUGACCCCCAAGGAAUCCUGGCGAACACCCUGGGGCUGGUGCUGGUUUGCUUCGGGUUUCUGGUCACUUACAUACUGACCCGCAACGAGUGGAAACGUUCAGCGAGCCCCGAGGAGGAGGCCCUGUCCCUGCACUUCAAAACCCUGACUGAGGAAGGAAGUCCCGACCCAGUGCCGAGCCAGUGAAGGUCAAUGAUCAAAUCGAGAGCGUGGAGUUAAAAAGUCAUAACAAUGUGGUGUUGCUGUGUGAGUGAGUGUGUGCACAUGUAUGAAAGUAACAGAAAAAUGCAGCAAGUCCGUUAACAUCUGUGUUGUUUGUCGGUUCAUGAUGUCCACACUUGACUUUCUUCCUAAAUGCCAAGUUGUCCAUUUCUCCUGCCAGGUUGCAGUUUGGGUCACUGAAUGGGGCAGUGAUACUCUGCAUCUCCUUUCUGGCCACAUGCACAACUUCCUGCUUGAGUCAUUUGUCCACCCUGCUGCCAGUCUUCAUUUAGCUCUCUGUGGGCAUGUAUUGUGCCACCUUCAAUGCCACCGAGUCGGAAGUGGCGGACAAGCCUGGGUUGCAGCAACACUGGCACACCAGUGUUGUAAGGGAGGGGCUGGAGGAGGUGUCCUUGAUUUCAGGCUUGUGAAACGGUGUGAAGCUGAAGUGAAGGAGCUCUGUCAUCCUAGCACCAGCCACAGCGACAUAUUCACCCUGGUGCCCAGGGAGAUGGUUGACUUGGACUGUGGUUCCAAACAAACUAUCCAGCAUUCUGCUUGGGGUCUCCUGAGACAAUAGACAAUAGGUGCAGGAGUAGGCCAUUCUGCCCUUCAAGCCAGCACCACCAUUUACUGUGAUCAUGGCUGAUCAUCCACAAUCAGUAUCCAGUUCCUGCCUUAUCCUCAUAACCUUUGAUUCCACUAUCUUUAAGAGCUCUAUCCAUCUCUUUUUUGAAAGCAUCCAGAGACUUGGCCUCCACAGCCUUCUGGGGCAGAGCAUUCCAUAUAUCCACCACUCUCUGGGUGAAAAAGUUUUUCCUCAACUCCGUUCUAAAUGGCCUAUCCCUUAUUCUUAAACUGUGACCUCUGGUUCUCGACUCACCCAUCAGCGGGAACGUGCUUCCUGCCUCCAGCGUGUCCAAUCCCUUAAUAAUCUUAUAUGUUUCAAUAAGAUCCCCUCUCGGCCUUCUAAAUUCCAGAGUAUACAAGCCCAGUCGCUCCAAUCUUUCGACAUAUGACAGUCCCGCCAUCCCGGGAAUUAACCUUGUGAACCUACGCUGCACUCCCUCAAUAGCAAGAAUGUCCUUCCUCAAAUUUGGAGACCAAAACUGCACACAGUACUCCAGGUGUGGUCUCACCAGGGCCCUGUACAGCUGCAGAAGGACCUCUUUGCUCUUAUACUCAAUUCCCCUUGUUAUGAAGGCCAGCAUGCCAUUAGCUUUCUUCACAGCCUGCUGUACCUGCAUGCUUGCUUUCAGUGACUGAUGUACAAGAACACCUAGAUGUCAUUGUACUUCCCCUUUUCCAAACUUGACUCCAUUUAGAUAAUAAUCUGCCUUCCUGUUCUUACCACCAAAGUGGAUAACCUCACAUUUAUCCACAUUAAACUGCAUCUGCCCACUCACCCAGCCUGAGGUGGUGAAGGUCACCACAUUGAUUUAAGACUGCUGCAAAUGACACACUCUUGUCGAGAGGCAUUAUCACUUGUCAAUUUUUUUUCUGCACAGUUUGCUGAGGGAUUGAUGAGGAAUCAUGCUGUGUUCCUGGGCAGCCCCCGGCUUGCAGCUCAAUGAAACACACACAGCCUGACAUAUAAACAGAGACCUCAUUGAUCCCAGGAGACUCUCCCUCCAAUUAAUCCUAGGUCAUUAACUUAGAAAAUGACGUGGGACCAGUUCUCAUGCAGAUGAUGCCAACCUCAAGCCAGUUCUCUAAUAACGCCCCCUCUCUACACUACUAUCCUUUCUCUUCUCCCUCCAUUUUUCUUGCACCCCUUCCCUCUCUUCCCCACCUCUUUUCCCCCACCUCUCUUUUUACCACUUCUAUUUUUCCCCUUCCUCAACCCCUCCGUCUAUCGCCUCCUCCACCUCCUUCCCUGACUACCUGUGCCUGCCCUCUGCUGCCCUGCAAGAUGGAUGCCUAUUAUGAGGCCAGUCACAUUGUUCAGUGAACCAGCCCUGAGGCAGGCAGGAGAGUUAAACGGCAUCGGAUGCAGGAAGAUCUGUUGGUGUCUUCUCUCCUGUGGACUCAAAUUUAUUCAAAGAAAAUCAGCACAAAGACAAAUAAUAUGGAGCAAUACGUAAUGUGUGCUUGGAAUAUGUGUACCAAAUCAAUGGUUCAAUUUAAUAUCAGAAAAUGUAUAUAGUAUACAACCUGGAAUCCUUGCUCUUCGCAGACAUCGACAAAACAGAGAGAAAGAAAUAAAAACAAAGACUGUAUGACAGAAACAUAAGAUCCUCAAAGCCCCCCUCCCCCUCCCAAGCACAAGCAGCAGCAAAAGCAUUAACUCUCCCCCCACUUGCUCCGGCAAAAGCAUCACCCCUCACAACCCCACCAAGCAGUAAAUCCCCCAGCAACCAUGAGUCCAUCAAAAACCACUGUCCAUCCCAGCACUUCGACGUCUCAACAGGCCCGCUCCCUCACGAGAGUGGGAGACCAGCUGCUCUCUUCUCUGAGCCCCUCCCCCAACUCGAAGGAAGAGUGGAAUUAGCGCACUCAGUGUAAUUUCACUGAGUGAACAGGCAUAUUUCCUGUUAAGAAAUAACUCAGAGUAGAGAAGGAAAACGCUAAUAGCCACAUGAGUACAUGUAUUUUGGGAAGCCUACACUGCCUACUUGGGUGGUGGGAUGGAGGUACAUCUCUACCAAAGGGGGUGUAAGGUGCUCCUUCCCUCCGCUAGCCUGCAGGUCACCCUCGAGCAAGGUGUAGUACCUGCUUAGCCUCCUGAUCAGGGUCACGUGAAGCCAUGGGAACAGGUGGUGGAUAUCGUAUGAGCAGCUGGUGCACAUCGCAAGACCACUAACGCCAGGCAGACAAUCUCUGAAGAGUAGUGAUAAUGACUGGGGUGACCUUUCUUGUAAAGACACUGCCCAGAAGAAGUCAGCAGCAAUCCAUAGUCUCAUAGAGAAUGCAACAUGGAAUAGGCACUGUGGCCCAUUGAAUCCAGACUGACCCAUUUACACAACUCCAAUGUUAAUCUCAUUUCUUAUUCUCCUCGUGUUCCCAUUAGCCCCUUCAGUGAACUGUCACUCAGGAGACUGCAGAUGCUGUUUUGGGUCAAGAGCCUUUGUUGGACUGAAAGAUAGAGGGGAGAUGCCCAACAUAAAGAGGUGGAGCAGGAGUUGGCAGGUGAUAGGUGGAUCCAGGUGGGGGGGGGGGGGGACAGGCAGAUGGUUCAGUGGUUCAAAGGUUCAAUUUAAUUUCAGAGAAUGUAUACAGCAUACAACCUGAAAUUCCUUUUCUCCACAGACAUCCGCGAAACAAAAUAAGACUGUAUGACAGAAACAUAAGAUCCUCAAAGCCCCCCUCCCCCUCCCAAGCACAAGCAGCAGCAAAAGCAUUAACUCUCCCCCCACUUGCUCCGGCAAAAGCAUCACCCCUCACACCCCACCAAGCAGUAAAUCCUCCAGCAACCAUGAGUCCAUCAAAAACCACUGUCCAUCCCAGCACUUCAAUGUCUCAACAGGCCCGCUCCCUCACGAGAGUGGGAGAGAGAGGUAUCACUCCUGCAAUAGACGAGAGGGGAGACCAACAGCUUGCUGUCUCCAUAUUGCAGUCUGCAAUUUCAAAGCUACAAUCUAACUUUUUUUAAAAAAGGAAAGCAUUUUAUUUUUCCAUGGAAAAAGACUAACAGGACAGGAACCCACAAUUGUUGGAAGUUCAAAAAUUUGUUUUAUUUAACAAGGAGCCAAACCAAUGACUAGAGAUCAAUAUGCUUCACCUAGGUACAUGUUCUUCAACUAUGAUUCCCUCUGUUUAUGCCUCUUCUUCCUCCCAUUGAAAGGUUCAUACCUCUUCGGCUAAUGUAUUGUCACCCUCGAGCUGCAAUUCUCCCCAUCUGUGGAUAAAGUUGUACUCUUCCCAAAGGUUUAGGCUGUGUGAUGGCAGCAUCAGCUGAACUAGGAGGAGGAUCCUGGCUAGUGGAUGGAAUAUCAGCUUCGUCUGAAGGCUGUGCAGAUUCUUCCUCCUGAUGUCCUUCAAUUUCUAACAUAACAUCUGAACUAAGUCCUUCUUGGUCUGCUCCUUCAAUAAACACUUCAUCACCAUCAUCACCACCUCCAGAUUCAACUGUGCUGGACAGACUGCUCAUGGAUGUUGCACCAAUCUACGUUUAUAACUUAUUUUGAUUUCCAUAUUACACUGGACAACAAAGAUUUUGCUUCCUGAAUACCUUUAGGUGUAUCUUAUGAACUUUGGGCUACUGAUCAUGAAAAUCACCAUGAGAUUUCCCUAUCACGCACCAUUUUUUUAAAAAGCUUAUGUUUAUUAUUUCAAUUCAUAAUUCAAGUCAAUCAAAAUGUUGCCUGCAAUGUAAGCUGGAAAGUUUCCUAUCUUGUCCAGGCGUGGGCAUGCUUAGGCAGCGCAACUGCUGCAUGGCAGGACAGGUUUUAGUAAUAAUUAUUGGGUUCAUAGAAAAUAGGUGCAGGAGUAGGCCAUUCGGCCCUUCGAGCCAGCACCGCCAUUGAGUAUGAUCAUGGCUGAUCAUCCAACUCAGAACCCCGCCCCAGCCUUCCCUCCAUACCCCCUGACCCCUCUAGCCACAAGGGCCAUAUCUAACUCCCUCUUAAAUAUAGCCAAUGAACUGGCCUCAACAGUUUCCUGUGGCAGAGAAUUCCACAGAUUCACCACUCUCUGUGUGAAGAAGUUUUUCCUCAUCUCGUUCCUAAAAGGCUUCUCCUUUAUCCUCAAACUGUGACCCCUCGUUCUGGGCUUCCCCAACAUCGGGCACAAUCAUCCUGCAUCUAGCCUGUCCAAUCCCUUUAGGAUUUUAUACGUUUCAAUAAGGUCCCCCCUCAAUCUUCUAAAUUCCGAUGAGUAUAAGCCUAGUUGAUCCAGUCUUUCAUCAUGUGAAAGUCCUGCCAUCCCAGGAAUCAAUCUGGUGAACCUUCUUUGUACCCCCUCUAUGGCAAGGAUGUCUUUCCUCAGAUUAGGGGACCAAAACUGCACACAAUAUUCCAGGUGUGGUCUCACCAAGGCCUUGUACAACUGCAGUAGUACCUCCCUGCUCCUGUACUCGAAUCCUCUUGCUCAGUACUGUAAGGAUGGAAUUUGCUAUCACCAGGCACAAAAAUUUCUGUGAAGGAUUUUGAUAUUUGAGACAGAUGCUUCCCAGAAUAACUGAUGCCAAGAUUAAGCAAAGCAUUUUUGUUGGUCCACAAAUCACUGGAGAAAAUCACAUGGAAGGCAUUCAAGGAAGUUGUUGAAAUUUUUCUCGGCAUCUACAGAGCACCAAACUACAUGCAGCUGGUUCAAAGCAUGCUUCAGGCAUAUAAAACCAUGAAAUGCAACAUGUCACUAAAGAUUCAUUUUCUGCAUUCCCACUUAGACUUCUUUCCUGCAAGUCUUGGUGCUGUUAGUGAUGAGCAUGGUGAAAGGUUUCACCAGGACAUUGCGGUCAUGGAGAAAAGAUACCAGGGCAACAAAAUAUUUUUAACUUAGUUGAACUAUUGCAAAGCAUCAACACCUUUAUGCAAUUAAAUACAUUAUAUUCAAUAAAAGUUAAUUUGUUGUUUCUCCAAAUUCCUACAUGAUACAAAUAGUCUGAAAUUAUGUUUGUGUUCAUCGUCAAGCAGUCUAUCAUAAACAAAAAACAAUUCUGAGGAAGCAACACUUUUGAAAAAAAAUUGUUGUCCAGUGUUAUUUGGUACACAUAUUCCAAACACUUAUGUGUUGCUUUAUAUCAUUUUUGUUGGUGCUAAUUUUCUUUAGAGGGCCAAAUUUGCCCAACUCUGUGCCCCUGUAAAUGGGAAUCCACAUUCUAGCUGCCCCUUUGCUAUCACAACAUCUGGGUUAAAGUGGUCAGUGGUGUGAAUCUGGUUCUGAUCCCACAUGUACGUCCAUGAAUUUUGGAUCCUUUGGGCUUGUGUGAGAGAUAUUAUUGAACAUCUUCUUUUGCUGAUCUUUGAAAAUACUGAAGACAUUCCCAUCAUCCUGAUCUUGUGUUACAUAUUCCUAGUGAUUUUUUUUUCAACAAUGAUUCCUGCCAUUGAGUAUUCCGUUUGCACUACUGGCCAUCAGAUAAAUCCAUUCCAUUUCAGUCUUACCAAGGUAAAUGACUUGAAUUGAAUAAUUGUGAAAUUAUAUAGCACAGAAACAGGCUCGAUAUCUGUGCCGACCAAGGUGUCUGUCUGAGCUGUUGAAUAUUCUCCAGCUCCAAUGUUUUUUAAUUUUUAAAUGCCCUUUUAUUUUUCUCCUGGGAAAUUUAAGGACUUCAGGCAGUCCUGGAGAAGUGAAGGCCUAGGUCCAUAAGACCAUAAGACAAAGGAGCAGGUUGGCCAUUCGGCCCAUCAAGUCUGCUCUGCCAUUUUAUCAUGAGCUGAUCCAUUCUCCCAUUUAGUCCCACUCCCCCGCCUUCUCACCAUAACCUUUGAUGCCCUGGCUACUCAGAUACCUAUCAAUCUCUGCCUUAAAUACACCCAAUGACUUGGAAUUGAGGAAACCAUCUGCUUGAAAAACAGGAAUUAUUUUCCGUAUUUUCUGUUGCUCCCUUUUGCACAUCUCCAAGAGCGAGGCAAGUGGUUCAAAAGUGAAAGCAGGGAUCAUGGAAUUGCUCAUCAGGGCAGGCAGCAACUGUGGAGAGAGGAACGGUUUUGGGUUCAGGAAGACAAGGCCGGAGUCUGCUUUCUCCACAGGGAGACCCAAGAGCUCAACAGGAGAUCCAUAAAUCCCAUCCACUGGGAGUGUGGAGGACCGUCCUCAGGGCACCCUAACUGCACUUCACCGAUGAGCUGAUGCAAAUCAUGUUCCAAAAAGAGACGGUCCAUGUAGCGAUGUCAAUAACCCACCUGAAACACAGACCAAGGAGUCUUAACACAUGCGCAAGUCGAGGGGCGCGAUGAAACCCCACAGUGUAGUGAAGGUGAAGUGUGACUCUAGCGCUGUACAGCCCUGUUUUUGACAUCCCAACAAGAUUGCAUCCGCUCCUCUGCAAUUAUCCCCACAUCUCCAUGUUAAUUUAAAAUGGGAUUAUUUUAAUUUAAUAGGAUUUAAUUUAAAGGGAUUUGGUGGGCAGUGUGGAGGGAGCUUUACACUGCUGCUGGUCUUGCUCUGAGUGUGGUUAAUGGGUUGGUAUUUAACCCAACCUGGAUUAACACCACCCAGACAAUGCUGGAGGAAGUCAGAAUGCCAUGCGGCAUCUAUGGAGGGAAAUAAACAGUCAAGACUUCAGACUCCUAAUGAAGAGGCUUGGCCCAAAAUGUCACCUGUUUAUUCCCCUCCAUAGAUGCUACCUGACCUGCUGGGUUAGCAUUUUGUGUGUAUUGCUCAAGAUUUCCAGCAUCUGCUGAAUCUCUUGUGUCUCUGGAUUUGCUCCUGUAGCAUUUGCAGGUACUGCAUGAAGGGAGAUUUACUGUACAGCAGCUGUGGAGAAAACAGACUGCUUCAAGCACAGAUCCACUAAUAAAGGGCCUGGGAUUGAAAGGCCAAAUCCUUCACCAUCUUCACAGACAUUGCUUGAGCAGCUGACUGACUACUGUAUUUUCUAGGCUAAGUUACAUGCCAUUUCUGACUGUCCUGUUUGUGCAGUUUUUAAAAAAGUGUUGAUACUUUUGUGAGGUUCCAGGUUUUAGAAGCAGAGGAUACACAUCAGCAAUGAGAGGGUUUCAACAGUUUGCCUGUAAUUCAUAGAACUCGCUCACUGGGUUCAGCUCUGGUAAUAUAGCCAAGUGAUUUUGCAGGCAGUAUGUCUACUUUUGUCUUAAAUGUCUAAUACCAGGAAGGAGCAGUGCAGGUUUCAGCAGGCUGCAAAAAAAUUGGAUUCUUAGUAUUUAUUUAUCUUUCCAUGAACAGUUUCAGCUGCAGAUGUAUGUCUAUUGGUUUAGAACUUGUGUACUUUGUUCCAUGUAAUAUUAUUAUCGUCUUAAGUAAAUGUUGCAACACAAAAGAAUCUGUGUGCUGCG